GGAGAUUUGUAUGCGACAAGCUCCAACGGUGCGCGAAAUGCUUGUUCAACCCGUGCGAAGCGCGAUGAUAUAUUUCCAGACAUUGAAAGAAUAGACCAACUCGAUGACGGUAUCUGCAAUCCUUCCAUGGCGAUUUCUGACCUCACAUAUAACGCCAUGCUUCAGCAUUUCGAUGAUAUCUGUCGUCAGAUGCAGUCGCAAAUGCAGUCGCAAAUGCCUUGUUUUGGAAUGCAGAGCUUUCCACCAUUAGCGCUACUAAACUUAUUCGUAAAGCUAUACUUCAAAUGUUUCGAUCCGAUCCUCCCGUUUAUUCACGUGCCGUCCUUGGACGUGAAUAAAUCAUGUGUGUUGACAACCGCAAUAGCUGCCGUUGGCUCACACUAUUUUCGAUCAGGUGAACUAACAGCGUGCUCUUCGCAGCUUCAUGAAUUUUGCAGGCGUUUGUUACAGCAAGAACCUGAGGGUUCUAAAGAGGAGAUGACUGAUUUGCCUGUGUUACAGGCCCGAAUAUUGAAUCACAUUGGGCUUUGUUAUUCCGAGUCUAAGGAGCCCAGUUCUUUUGUGAUCAGCACUUGGAGCUUUACCUCGUCAUUGAUAAACGCGCAGGGCCAUAAACAUCUUCUGAGAUAUCGAAACAAUAGAGCGCUGAAACCUACUGAUUGGGAAGAAUGGGUUGAGGCUGAAAGCUGGCGCCGUUUGUAUUUCACGGCCCGGGUUCUACACACUAUGAUGGUCUAUCACUUCAAUUUUGAUAUUGAUCAAAGUGGUGGGGCGGCUGCCGACUUUGAUCUUCCUCAAGAAAGUUUGUGGCAGGCUCAAAGUCAUAAUGACUGGACUGGAUUAUUUAUGAAAACAGAGCGAAACCCAUCACUCUCCGAAGCUACAAAUGAACUAUUUCAAGCCAAGUCAGUUCGUUUCAAUCUUGGAGAAUUCGCGCACUGUAUCAUUCUACAUGAGGUAUACAACGAGAUUGCGAAGAUAACUACGUACCACAAUCGGCAGCUAGCAUCAUGGACUCCAACUUCCGAAAGCAGAAGCUUAUUCCCAGUAUCUUCACCUGAAUCGUUGAUUACGGGGGUUCAGAAACUCACAAUCUUGGGUCAUUCUAUACACCACUCAAAUGCCAUAUCCGAUUGGAGAAAUGCUGCUCUUGAUUGUGUUGAUGUUUUACACUGGGCCGCAAACGCAAAGAUAGCAUCUCUUUCAGGGGCGGAGCAUCCAAUGGUUCUACACCUUCACUACUCUCGAAUAGUGCUCCUUGUUCCACGCGUGGCAUUAAUGACAAUUGCGGAAUCAGUGUUGCCAGUGUCAGGUAAUAAUGAGGCUAGUGUCCGAACUAGUCAUUCUCAAAAGGCGAUAGAGGCAGCCGAGCAUCUCAUCCGUGAAUGGACACAAAGAGAUAGUUCCAAGGCCAGAUUAGCGGUUAUCCAUGGUGGCUGCGUGUUUUGGCAUAUCCGACGGUAUUCGAGAGCAACGUUUUACGAUCCUCUUUCUGUUUUCUAUGCGACCUUGGCACUAUGGGCAUAUGGAUUCUACACGCCCAAAAAGAAAAAGUUGGGUUGCGAUAGGCCAGAAUCAAGUACGCAGCCGCCACUCAGGCAGCAUGUACACUCGGGCGAUCGUGACAUCACAUUCAUCCGUCUAGAUCGGCCAAAUGACGACGAAAUGGUGCAGUUGUUUGUGAGUUCUGGUCAACAUUCCAGAAUGAGCGCCCUCGUGAGUGGGGUGGGUGACAUUUGUGGCCCCGAAGGCCCGGCCCUGGUUUUGAAAGAGGGCAGAGCCAUGUUGAGCGCUAUUCCACAAACCUGGAUCGAAGGAAGCCAUUAUAUGGAUAUACUCCUUGCUUUAGAA
Molecule: messenger RNA, 1851 nt
Organism: Trichoderma atroviride IMI 206040
Lineage: Eukaryota; Fungi; Ascomycota; Sordariomycetes; Hypocreales; Hypocreaceae
Source: RefSeq, a predicted model, not a curated record